UACUUGCUUAUAAACUGGUCCAACAAUUGUCACCUCGAACGUUUUAUAACCCUCCUCCUCAUCUAUCAUACUCUUGGUUAACUAAUGAAUAAAAGAGAAUAUUUAUUACAUACGAUGAAGAAAAAUAACAUUUACAUAAUACUUACUUCGUUUAUUUGACUUUAAUUUUGUCAAAAGAAAGAAAUACAUAUGUUCUUCCUUUGUAUUAAUAAAAACCGUUGUUGGAAAUAACCUAACGACGAGAUGAAAAAAAUUCUUUAAGGUCAAAAUAAAGAAGAUUUUAUUUUCAAAGUAAAAAAUAAAAUGCUAAUAUGAAAGCAAAUCGUUUCUCUCUGGUAGUUAUAUUAGUUCCUUUGGCAUUUCAAAUAGUUACACCAAAACAGCAUGGCAUCUUCAAAGCUUUUGCGAAUUUGCAGUUCGAGGACAAGAGAGUGUUAACAGCGACGACUUCAGAAAUUUUAGUUUCCAGUCUGAUACACUGCGUUCAAUUAUGUGCAAGGAGGAACAAUUGUUUCGGAAUAAAUUUCCACCAAAAUAAAAAAGGCUGUGAAUUUUUUACAGAAGUGCAUUUCGAAGCAGUGGAAUUAUUACAGCCAACAGCAGAUUGGAAAGUAUAUCUCUUGAGGGAGGCAAUAUGUGAUCCAAAUCCUUGUUUAAAUGGAGGAGAAUGUAAAAUUAGGGAAAACGAUGAGUAUGAGUGCAUUUGUCCGAAUUUAAUCAUAGGGGAACGAUGUGAGAAAGAUAUUCGAUUCAAGUUAGAUAUAUCAAGUGGCGACUCGUUUGUUACAAUGCCGACAACGUUUGGUCAGCUUCAGAAUUUUACAAUGUGUAUUGCGUUUGAAAUGCAAAGUCUUGGUACCUUAGAUUAUAGAACCAUCCUAAACUAUUUUCACGUCUCAGGUGGCACAUGCUCGAACGUACUGUUUGCUGUAAACAACAGCACCUUUCGGGUCCGGAUUUUAAACACAAAUUAUAAAAUCGAUUAUCGUCCUGUGUCUAGGAUACCAACAGCUGCUUGCAUUACCUGGAGACAAAAUACUCACCAAUUUCAAGUUUAUAUCAGAAAUACGCUAGCAAGAUCCGAUACAGGGGAUAGUAGAUUUAUUCUAAGUAGUCCUGGGGUGUUAACACUUGGUAUAAGGUAUUCAAAAGCAGAAUCAGAUAAGUGCACUCCUGUAGUAUCUCAGACUAAUAAGUUCAAAGGGAAAAUCGGUUACUUUUUUUUGUUCAAUCGAUUUUUUACUAAAGAGGAUGUGCAAAAUUAUAGCAAGGUUAUAAUUGGUGAAAUGUCGAAUGUUGUGAUUUCGUGGGAUCGGUUCCGAGAUGAGAAAUUUUGGAGAAAUGGAGUAAAGAUUGUACCAAUUAUCAACUAGUAAGAUUAAUACGUAUACGUACGUAACAGAAUUUGAUGUAAUCAUGAUAGGUCUGCAAAUCAUUGUACAGAAAAAUUGGAGGAUGAGAAUACGCAUAAAGAAAGUCUUUGUGUGUACUAACCGAACUUAUUGUUUCAUGUGUGUAUAUAUAACUAUUCUAAAAGCUAGUCAAAAUCAAAAUGGUUGAUGUUUGAUUAAACUUUUUUAACAACUUACUUUUGUUUUGCUGCUGGUUUGUUUUUGUUAUUUUCAUUGUUUUGCUGUAUUAUAUUGCUGUUUUUGCGUUUUUGUUGCUGCAGUUGUUGUCAAUUUUGCUGUUGUUGGUAUUGUCAUUAUUGUCGUCAACGUUGUAUUAAUUUUGCUGCUACAGUAACCGUUCUUUCUAUUGCAGCAAGAACAGAUCAAAAUAAGCUCACCUCUUCUAUUUCACUUCCACUUGUGUGUAUCAAUUGCUUCAAAUAUAAAGUGGGUGCUUCUGA
This is a messenger RNA of Hydractinia symbiolongicarpus, 1852 nucleotides long. RefSeq names its product sushi, von Willebrand factor type A, EGF and pentraxin domain-containing protein 1-like. NCBI's taxonomy places the organism in Eukaryota, Metazoa, Cnidaria, Hydrozoa, Anthoathecata, Hydractiniidae. Bases 312 to 1373 code for a protein of 353 amino acids. The transcript is spliced from 3 exons. The record is from RefSeq and is a predicted model, not a curated record.